Molecule: messenger RNA, 1625 nt
Organism: Aspergillus costaricaensis CBS 115574
Lineage: Eukaryota; Fungi; Ascomycota; Eurotiomycetes; Eurotiales; Aspergillaceae
Product: chlorogenic acid esterase precursor
Exons: 4
Coding region: 1-1527 (508 amino acids)
Source: RefSeq, a predicted model, not a curated record
AUGGGGGUAAAAGCCUUCAGCUUCUUCGUUGCUGCAGCUCAGCUUUCUGCAGUGACUGCAGCAGCAUCUCGCCUAACUGUCGAUACAACCGUUGGGCGACUGUAUGGCAUGGUCAAUGGUUCAGCUCCGGAUGUUGCGCAGUUCCUUGGAGUUCCGUUUGCAGCACCUCCUGUGAACGAACUACGAUUCGCGCCUCCUCAGACGAAGCCUGCAGAGGCUAUCAUUGAUGCCACGAAGAUCGGGCCUUCUUGCCCGCAAUAUCCGUUGACCACGAAGACAGACCCGUCUGUGUACACGUUUGACUCUCCUUGGCUACAACCAUAUGGACCGACAUCAGAGGAUUGCCUGACUCUCAAUGUUUGGAGCCCAUUGCAUGCCGUCAAUGAGACGGAUGAGCCAUUGCCAGUGUUGAUCUGGAUGUUCGGCGGUGGGUUCUACGAGGGAGGGCUCUUGACGAACGGUUUUGAUCCGAGUAAUUGGAUCCAAAGGACACAGUCUCAUAUUGUCGUUGCCAUCAACUAUCGGGUCAACAUCUUUGGCUUUCCCAACGCUGCAGGCCUGGCUGAGACCCAGCAGAACCUUAACUUUGGACUUCUUGACCAAAGAUUUGCGGUUGAAUGGGUUCGAGAUAAUAUUGCUGCUUUUGGAGGAGACCCGUCCAAGAUUACUCUCUGGGGCCAGAGCUCUGGAGCAGCCAGCACGGACUAUUACAACUACGCCUGGCCCGAUGAUCCCAUUGUGUCUGGCCUGAUCAUGCAUUCAGGCAGUGUCUUUGCUACAGGUUCCAGUGCAGACGUUGAGCAUACGAACUUCACCUUUGUGGCUGAGCACAUGGGCUGCGGCGAUCUCUCCCCUCGAGCAGAAUUGGCUUGCAUGAGGAACGUUAGCGCAGACUCCAUCAUUCAGUUUUACGAAAACUACACCCUGUACUCGACCGGUCCUACUCUGAAGUUCACAACUAUUGUGGACAAUGUGACCAAAUUUGAGGACUACACUGCCAGGGCUUAUGCAGGAAAUUACUCAAAGCUUCCCGCUAUUUUCGGCACCAACGCCAAUGAAGAAGCCUCUUUGGUUGCUUGGGCUGGACCCCAAGGUCCAAACAUGACCUACGUUCACGAAGAGACCGUGUCCACCCACCUCUGUCCGGCAAACUACAAUGGGCAUCUUCGCUACAACACCUCAUCCCUCUCCUUCCGCUACUUCAAUACGGCUAACUUCAGUAACAUUUCCCCUCGACCUUGGGAAGGAGCUUACCACAGCUCCGAACUCCCCUUGCUAUUUGGCACAUACUCGGAGUAUGGCGGACCCGCUACGCCUUUCGAGACCGCCGUAGCAUCCCACUGGCAGGAUCUCUAUCUUGCGUUCAUGCGGGAUCCGGUCAAUGCGCUCCCAGCAAUGGGAUGGCCUGCGUAUCAUCCUGAUGGGUAUGCGAUGAUGUUUGCUGCCAACGGGACCGUUACGAGUCUGCUGCCAAUGAGUACUUUGGAGACCCCGUGUGCUGGCAUUCCCGAGCCAACUAUAGGAUGAAUGCAGGAGCUACGCUGUCAGCAAGAGCUGGGGGAAAGCCGAAUAUGAGGCAGAACUGGACGCAUGUACAUACUCUGCCAAUGGUUUACACUAUGUAU